AGAGCAUGGUUAGACGGUUUAUCAUCCGGCCGGUUAAAUUGUGACUUGACAAUGUGUCUUGGAUUGGGAGGAUAUGUUUAUAUUAUUUUUAAACAAAACUGAGAUUUAUUGAUUGUAAAUAAGGAAAUAUAUUUCAAAGCUCAAAUGUAAAUAAGAAAGGAGUGAUUGUUUCCUUAAGAAGUAGGUCCAGCUGUUGUGUAUCGAAGUCAGUUUAAGUUUGUAAUGACGAAAGUGUUGAGAGGGAAGACUUACAUCGACAUCUUAUAUGACCGACGUAAAUUUGGGGAUCUGGAAUGGGUUACAAGAGAUUGGACUUGUGCGAAAUACCAGUUUUCUAAGGACAGAAGUCCUAAACAGAUCCAACAUGAAGUGUUUGAAAGUCCUAGAGUUCAGUAUAUUAUUAAAGAGAUAUGUGAUGAGAAAAAGAUGUCACAAGAAGAGGUUACAAAGGCUGCUGAAAAGAUUCUUCAAGAGAUGAGUCAUAACUUACAACUGAGUGCUAUUCGUCUCUUUGGUUUUCUUUUAGCCAAAUUUAAGAAACAAGUUUACACUUCUAUCUAUGUUAAUUUGGAUGGAAUAGAACAGUUGCGAGCUUGUUCUGUUGAAUACCCUGUGCUUUUGUUGCCAACUCACCGUAGCUAUGUUGACUUCCUUCUGAUAUCCUACGUUUGUUACCAUUUCAAUCUCCCAAUACCAGCCAUUGCUGCUGGUCUAGAUUUUCUUGGCCUGAAAGCUCUCAACUUGCUGUUAAGGAAUUCUGGAGCAUUCUUCAUUCGACGCUUGUUUGGGGGAGAUAAGUUGUAUUGGGCUGUUUUCACAGAGUAUGUUCAGAAUCAGCUGUUGGGAGGGGAAGCACCUCUAGAGUUUUUUGUGGAGGGAACACGCAGUAGAACAGCCAAAUCUUUAAAUCCAAAACUUG
Messenger RNA from Limulus polyphemus (Atlantic horseshoe crab), 919 nucleotides. RefSeq names its product dihydroxyacetone phosphate acyltransferase-like. Gene Ontology annotation, molecular function: glycerone-phosphate O-acyltransferase activity. Lineage: Eukaryota; Metazoa; Arthropoda; Merostomata; Xiphosura; Limulidae. Gene Ontology annotation, biological process: ether lipid biosynthetic process. The record is from RefSeq and is a predicted model, not a curated record. Gene Ontology annotation, cellular component: mitochondrial membrane; peroxisomal membrane. The transcript has 5 exons. The annotation marks the transcript as partial.